AUUGGCUCAGAGCGCGGCGUGCGUCGCACCGAAAGCGGAAGUGAGCAGUUGUGCAGCUGUGAUGAACAAGAGAAGAAUAUGUAAAAGGAAAUAUCUUAUCCAGAGUUGUUAAAGUAUAAAACUACAGUUAUAAUUAGAUAAAGACUCAUACUGAGCAGCUGAUAUGAUUUUACCGUCAUUCUUGUCCGUUUGCUGGAUAGUUUUGUCGGUUGGAGCAGCUAAGAAAGGAGGGGACGAUGACUGGGUUCAUCUUCCCAGCAAAUGUGAAGUGUGUAAGUUUGUCAGUAUUGAAUUGAAGUCAGCGUUCGAUGAGACGGGGAAGACCAAAGAAGUCAUCGACACGAAGUACAGCUUCAUAGACGGCAAGGGGGCGCAGCCCACCAAAUAUGUCAAGUCAGACCUAAGAUUCAUCGAGGUUGUAGAAAAUGUGUGUAAGAGGCUGCUGGAGUACAGUCUGCACAAGGAAAGAGCUGGUAGUAACCGCUUUGCCAAGGGCAUGUCAGAGACCUUCUCCACCCUUCACGGUUUAGUGAAUAAAGGAGUGAACGUGGUGAUGGAUAUUCCUUAUGAGCUGUGGAACGAGACUUCAGCAGAGGUGGCCGACCUCAAGAAGCAGUGUGAUGUGUUGGUGGAGCGGUAUGAGACCGAGAUAGAGAAAUGGUACAGAGGUAGCCAGGAGGAAGACCUGACCAUGUAUCUGUGUGAGAAACAUGUCCUCAAAGGAGAGGACACAGCCUGCCUAAGUGAGGAUUGGACCCUGAGGAGGAAGGGGGACCAGGCAGCCAUUGCGGAGGACAAGAAGAAGAAGAAAAAGAAGAAGGGAGGGAAGAAGGGGAAGAACAAGGGUGAGGAAGGAGGAGAUGGCAGUUUGGAAGGAGAGAAGAAGACUAAGAAGAAAAAGGACAAGAAGGUGAAGAAGAAGAAAAAGAGCAAAGCUCCGGUGGAGAAGCUGGAUGGAGGGGUGUCGUCUGAUGACGAGAUCCAACCGCAGGUUCCUCUGUCUGGGCAGAAGACAGAGUUGUGAGUCCUGUCUGGGCCUGGAUCUGGAAACAUCUUUAGUCAAAACUGAGCUUGAGAUGAAACAUACUUUUUACAUGUGGUAAACGGUCUACAACACAUGGGAUGUGUUUUAUCAGCUGUGUUCUCAAGAGUUUUAAGUAAUUACAGAAACUAUGAAGUCUUUAUAGUUUUAAUUUCUGUCAUUUUCACCUCCAUGUCAGUGGUGUGAAGAGCGUGGGCUUCUGAAAUCCACAUUCAUCCUGCUGCAGCCUGCUAUCACUCUUAAAACUUUACCUUUUCUGAAGGACCAUUCUGGUUUAUUGCAGCUUGGCUGUUGUUUUUGCAGUUUUGACCAUCAUUCCUGUCAGUUAUGAUCGCACAGUACUCUCCAAGUUAACUGCUGAGAUAUGGGGAGAUGGUGAUGUCACUAAGCCUGAGCAGUCAGUCAGACUGAAAUCAAGUUAAGAAUAAGCAAAAACAAAUACAACAUGUUGUAUUCAUCAAUUAAUCAUUCAACAGCUAAUUAAUCAGUCUGGAUAUUUGUAAGUCAUUUAUCAAGCAAAAAUGCCAACAGUCUGAUUCCAGCCAGUCAAAUGUGAGGGUUUGACCCCCGUUGCAAAUUGAAUGUCUUUAGGUGUUUGACUUGUUCUAACAGAAAAUUGGAAAUUGUGAUGGGCAUUUGUCACUUUAUUGCCAUUUUGUAAACCAAAAUAUUUUAUUAAUUGAAAGAUCAUUAGUUGCAGUCCUAAAAAACAAACCGGUCCACUAAAAGGUCCGUCUUCUGUUCACUGCCUUUGGUAUUUACAGAGCUGAAUGCCGUCAUACAGAGUUUAAAUCUGUGUUAGUAUCAGAGUACUUGUAUGAUGUCACAUUUUUUCAGAUACAUUUUUAGGGCUUUCAUACUGUAUCUCUUAAUAAUGUGAAUUUUUGUGUGUUUGUUCACCCUCUGUUUUAAAAGCCUCAUAUUUACAGAAUAAUUUGUUUGGUUUUUCCAAUGUCAUUUUUUAGUACCUUUGGAAAUGCUCCGAUUGUCUUUCAAUUUCUGGAUAGUCAGCACUCUUGUACCUGUAUAUAAAACAAAAUUAAGUUAUAUUUUAUUAGAGAAUGUUUGGAGAAGUGUUAUGUUAUUUAGAUAAUUGCUUUUUCUUUUAAUAUAGUAAUAUUUCUCAGUGUUUUAUACCAGCGGACGGAGCUGACUGUCCAGCAUGUGGUAUUUUUCUUUGUGUUGCUGUAAUAUUUGAUGAUAUACUUUUCCAUUUAAUGUUUUGUUUUUGUUUCUAUGCGCUGUAUAGAAGCUGCCAUUUAAGUGGUGUAUGAGUGACGUGCGGUGAGGUUGACAGCUGGUGAGGCACCAACUCUUUUACAGUCAGAUUUACAAAUACAAAUGAACC
Molecule: messenger RNA, 2390 nt
Organism: Monopterus albus (swamp eel)
Lineage: Eukaryota; Metazoa; Chordata; Actinopteri; Synbranchiformes; Synbranchidae
Gene: cnpy3
Product: canopy FGF signaling regulator 3
Exons: 6
Coding region: 164-1024 (286 amino acids)
Source: RefSeq, a predicted model, not a curated record